Dicentrarchus labrax (European seabass) is the source of this 5019-nucleotide messenger RNA. Its product is annotated as axin-2. The transcript has 16 exons. Lineage: Eukaryota; Metazoa; Chordata; Actinopteri; Moronidae. Gene Ontology annotation, biological process: negative regulation of canonical Wnt signaling pathway. The record is from RefSeq and is a predicted model, not a curated record. The coding region runs from base 832 to 3213 and encodes 793 amino acids.
AGAAAGGACAGGCGAAACCCUGGACCACCAACGGGAAAUUGGCAAUCCGGGGGAGGCUGUCAAUGGGCUGCCAUGGUUCGACAAUACACAAACAGCGGGGGUCGUGGAAACAGGGGAUGCCAGGGUACAAAGCGAGGCGUUGGUGGGCAGCCAUGGGAGAGAGCUGUCGACAAGGUGGCUCAGCUGGCAUUGCCAGGGGCUCCCAUGGGACCGAGAGCUGCCUGAAGCAGAGAGUUAAGGACGCUGAAGGAUGACAAGGGACAGCUGGAGGAGUCUUCACUCUCUGAGCAGACACUAUGGACCGCAGUGAACAAGAUGAAUACUUGGCCCGGGAUCAAAGGCAGACCCCAACCGGCCACACUGGCCAUCACAAAGGGGCGUUGGGCGCUGGCGUGGGGCCAGGUGCUGCACAUGUCCACAUAGCCGGGGACAAGCCAUGCAGAUGGGGCCUGCAGAACCCUUGUCGCCUCCACCCCCACUCCUGUGUACGAGAGGGCACAGAGCUGAGAAAGACCGGCGGGUCUGUGUAGCGGGAAAAGAACCAGCUGAGGUUGGCCUAGCGAGAUUGAAGCGAGACCAAAGAUGCAGGGGAAGGAUCGGCCAGGAACUCCAUUAUCUCUGCAACAAGGAAUGAGAAAUGGAAUUAAAACACCCAAAACAAGGUGGCGGCUAACAUUUUGGAGGAAACAUCAUCAGAGUGGAUCUUACAUGCAGCAGUGGAGUGAAGAGGAGCUGAGAAGCUCCCCCGCUGCUUUUAGAGAGUGAGGAGGAUUAGGCUGGAGCUCAGUGGAGGCACGACGGCACUCUCACACGGCAACCGGAGCUGGAGCCAUGAGCAGGGCGCUUACGGAGCACAUCAGCAGUAGCUUCCGAGAAGAUGCUCCUCGUCCUCCGGUACCGGGGGAGGAGGGAGAGGCGUCAUGCUACAACCCCAGCAGAUCUGCCAAAAUGAGAGCCCAGAGCAAGGUUAAAGAUACCCCCGCCGCCGCCGCGCCUCCCGGCUCCACACCGCGGAGGAACGAGGAUGGUCUCGGGGAGCCAGAGGGCAGCGCGUCCCCGGACUCGCCCCUAGUCCGGUGGACAAAGUCUCUGCAUUUUCUUCUGGGCGACCAAGACGGCGCUCACCUCUUCAGGACCUUCUUGGAGCGGGAGAAUUGCGUGGACACUUUGGACUUUUGGUUCGCCUGCAACGGCUUCAGGCAAAUGGACUUAAAGGAUACCAAAACGUUGCGAGUUGCCAAAGUUAUUUUCAAGCGGUACAUCGAGAACAACAGCAUUGUCGCCAAGCAGCUGAAACCCGCCACCAAGACCUUCAUAAGGGAUAGUAUUAAGAAACAACAAAUAGACUCUGCCAUGUUUGACCAGGCGCAGACGGAAAUUCAGUCCAACAUGGAAGAGAAUGCAUACCAGAUGUUUUUGACCUCUGACAUAUACCUCGAAUAUGUGCGCACGGGCUGCGAGAACGCGGCGUACAUGAACCACGGCAGUCUCGGCAGCCUCAAGCUGAUGUGCGGAUACCUUCCUCCUCUCAUGGAGGAAGAGGAGUGGAGUUGUAAUGACCUGAAGGCAAAAGCAUUAGGGUCUGUGGUUGGACUGUCUGCGAAAACCCUGAGGGCUACUGCUACCAUCCGGACAGCAGCUGAAGUGCUGGAGAACAGUUGCAGGUCCCACCGUCGAGGAGACCCUGCCAGUCCCUACUUUGUCAACUCUGGCUACAUUUUUGCCCCUGCCACCAGUGCCAAUGACAGCGAGAUCUCCAGUGAUGCCACGACAGAUGAUUCCAUGUCCAUGACAGACAGUAGCGUAGAUGGAAUCCCUCCAUACAAACUGGGCACAAAGAAGCAGCUCCAGCGAGAGAUGCAUCGCAGUGUCAAGAUCAAUGGCCAGAUAACGCUACCCCACUUUCCUAGGACACACCGGCUGCCUAAGGAGAUGACCCCCGUUGAGCCCUCAGCCUUUGCUGCCCAGCUCAUAGCCCGGCUGGAGAAGCUGAAGCGAGAGCAGGACACUAUGAGCUCUUUGGAGGAGAGGCUCCAGCAGAUUCAGGAGGAGGAGGAACGGGAGGAGAGCGGCGACCCUGCCAGCAGCACCUCCUUGACUCACCCUUUGCUCCCGUCUGGCAGCCAAUGCGAGGAAGACCCCCAGGCUAUCCUGGACGAGCACCUAUCCCGUGUCCUGAAGACACCUGGCUGCCAGUCACCAGGUGUGGUUCGGCACUCACCGCGCUCUAGCUCCCCGGAUCGGACGGGUGCAGUGGUGUCCUCUGGCCACGGGCCCUUCUUUGGUGCUUAUCCUGGGGCCGCUAAGGUUCUGAUGACAGGCAGGCCAUCCACAAAGCACAUCCACCACCACUACAUCCACCAUCACCACGCUGGGCCCAAGACCAAGGAGCAGAUCGAGGCCGAGGCGGCUCAGCGUGUGCAGUGCCUCUGCCCUCCAGGGGGCGCCAAUUAUUCCGACUUCACCCCUGCUCGCUGCAGCACUUUGUCCAGACGGCCAGUCAAGGCCACCGAUGAGGGCGUGUCUUCACCGCGCCUUCCCCUAGAUGCCACCGACCGCUCUCAGAAUGUUUGGCAGUGGAUCCUAGAGAGUGAGAGGCAGGGCAAGCACAAGCCAAACAGCACUCAAGGCCUAAAGAAGUCCAACCCGCUCGACUCCAAGACUCUGUCCAGUCGGACUCACUCCUCUUGGGGUGGUGGUGGCAUUGGCAGUGGGGCUCACCUCCGUGGCCACCACCCAGGCCAUCCAUUCAUCCAGGACCCGGCCAUGCCACCCUUGCCCCCGCCUAACACCCUGGCACAGCUGGAGGAGGCCUGCCGCAGACUAGAAGAGGUCUCCAAGCCGCCAAAACAGAGGCAAUCAACAGCAGCCAGCAGCCUUCAGAGAGACAGGAGCCAUCCAGCAGCUACCUUCCCCACUGGAGGCAGUCCUCUAGCCAGCCCCGGACUCCAAACAGACGAGUCGAAGGAGCUAGUGGUCACCUACUUCUUCUGUGGUGAGGAGAUCCCUUAUCGCAGCAUGAUGAAGACCCACUGCCUCACCCUGGGACACUUCAAGGAACAGCUUAGCAAGAAAGGCAACUACCGGUACUACUUCAAGAAAGCCAGUGAUGAGUUUGAGUGUGGUGCCGUGUUCGAGGAGGUGUGGGAGGAUGCCACCGUGUUGCCCAUGUACGAGGGCAAGGUCCUGGGCAAGGUGGAGAGGAUGGACUAAAAGCCACUUUGUUGCCAACCAACCGAUGCCCUUCCCCGCCCAACCAAAAGCUAAACUGUCCCUAAAAAAACUUGAGCGAGAGACUCUUUGUAAUUAACAAACACUCUGGACUCCUUUUUUGUUUUGAUUUUUUUUUUUCUAUUUCUUAAUAUUAAGCUAAACAGAGUUAAUAUAUCCAGCACAAGAGGAGUGAUUGAAGGAAGACGAGCCAAUGAAGUAUGCCGAACCCAGAGGAGGUGCCGCCCCUCCCUGACUUUAUCAACCAAUCAGCCUUAGAAACACAAGGGAAUGACACGAGAGACUUUAAAAGACCAAUACAAGGAUGAUAUUGAUGAUGAUGAUUGGAGGCCAGUGGGGGGGAGACCCCGCCUCUUCUUGAAUAUAACCACUGAAGAUGUAGAUGACUGUUUUGUUGUGAUGUAAUGAGAGACUGAUGGUGCGUUCACGCCGGCUUCCCCGGCCGAGUGCAAUGGACUAGCGGGCGCUGAAUACAGUGCCACCAACCUGCUCUUAAUGUUACACUCCAACAUCGUUACAAAAACGUCUGUACAUGUGCAUAUACAUACGUGCAUAUAUGUAUAUAUACAUGUAUUAUAUAUAUAGAUGCUUUUUGUCAUGAGUUGAAAGUUUUUAUUAAGUAUUUAUUGAAAAAAAAACAACCCACUCUUUUCCCUGUUGUCCCUUCUAAGUCUUCUUAAACCUGUGUCCCCUCCCCCUCCCUAUUUCCAGCCAAUGGGCAAGCUGCUUUGAAUGUUGGGAGAAAACUUUGGUGAUAUUGUUUAGUGUUUGUUUAUGUUUGUUUUUACUUUACACAAAGGACGUGACACUAGCCUAGCACCUCCCAUAGCCUUGUAGCCCCGUCUGACCCAAACUAACAACCUUAGCAGUGGUCUUUUCCGAGGCGCACUCCCUCCACUAUUCUAAUGGUCAAUCCCAGUCUUAUAUGCUGCUGAUAGUUUGUAAUGUUAAGUUUGUCACACUAGUAUUUACACUCCCUCGUUCGUUCUCCCCCUCCCUCUCUAUUUCUCUCAGUCCGGGGACAGAGCUCAAUCUUUUUUGUUGUGCCUUUGUUUGUAAACCAGGCAUUGCACAGGGGGGAAUGGAAACAGUUGCAGAUACACACAGAGAGGAGACCUGGAGCACAAGUUGUACCAUCUAAUAAUGGCAGUGUUUACAGCCCGCACACCAAAAUAACUUGCGCUAACAAGAACCAGUUUGGGUCACUGAGAACGACUUCUUGAGGAAGUCAGCUAGCGUGUCAAAAAACACAAAAAAGAGAGAAAAAAAAAGUGAACAUUGAAGAAUUAUGGCUCCGAUAUCCUUUGAAUGUUGUUACAGUAACAUCGUAUAUAGCAGAGCUCCUGUAUACAUUGUAAUUAUGCAUUCUGAAGUAUGGAUACUGACACAUGUGAUGCACACGUAGAGUACACACACACACACAAACAGUACACACACACAAACAGUACACACACACUAUCGCUGGUGUUUUAUGAGUACAGCACCUGUGCCUACAUGGAUGCCAUACCAUGUGCUACCCUGUUUCAGGGUUUUAAUAUAUAUCCCUUGGUUUUCAGAAGGGUUUUAUGUUGAAAAGAUAUUUUUAUGCUUUUAAUAAUAUCCUGUAAUCAUGUUUUUUUUUUUUUUUUUUUUACACCACAGCAUUUUGUUUUGUUUUGUUUCAUUCUAUCUAAACUGUAAAUUAUACAUUAUAUAAAGAGUUUCAUUUAAAGAUUUACAUGGACCUAUAAUUAUUGUAAUUAUUGAGAGAUGUAGCCUUUAUUAAAGUUUUAUAUUUUUCAAAUGAAA